Messenger RNA from Struthio camelus australis, 2133 nucleotides. It is a transcript of the gene GGT5, whose product is annotated as gamma-glutamyltransferase 5. Gene Ontology annotation, biological process: inflammatory response; glutathione catabolic process; leukotriene D4 biosynthetic process. Gene Ontology annotation, molecular function: leukotriene-C(4) hydrolase activity; glutathione gamma-glutamate hydrolase. NCBI's taxonomy places the organism in Eukaryota, Metazoa, Chordata, Aves, Struthioniformes, Struthionidae. The record is from RefSeq and is a predicted model, not a curated record. Gene Ontology annotation, cellular component: plasma membrane.
CACAUGUAAGGCAGCGGGAAAGAGGGAGUACGGAGUUUCCUUUUCAUCAGCUUUUAAUCUUAAAAGGAGUGUAAUUUUCACUUAGUCACAGGGGGCAGAGUCCACUCCAGUGAGACCUCCCUCCCAAAACUGCCAGGAUCCUCUACUUCCACGCUGAGGAAAGCAGGCGCUUUCGGGAAAGGAAUAAAAUCCUCCCUGCUGCCUCAGGCGGCAUAGGAAUAGACAUGUCUACGGGGAGGAUCUGUUGCCUGGUGCUGCUGACCCUAGGGGUGCUGGCUGUGGUGGUUGCGCUCGUGGUCAUCCUCACUCAACCCAAGUGUGGUCCUGGGCAAUACCUGCACGGUGCCGUGGCUGCUGACACCGAGAUCUGCUCUGACAUCGGCCGGGACAUCCUGAAAAGUGGAGGCACAGCUGUGGAUGCUGCUAUUGCUGCCUUGAUCUGCACCUCGGUGAUGAACCCUCAGAGCUCAGGCCUGGGUGGCGGGGUCAUCUUUACAGUCUAUAAUGCCAGCACAGGAACAGUCGAGGUGAUCAAUGCCCGCGAGACAGUCCCACAAGUGUUUCCGCAUGAUUUGUUGACUGGCUGUGGUAAAGUCCCUAUUGGGCCCCAAUGGAUUGCUGUACCGGGAGAAGUUCGUGGGUAUGAAGAAGCCCACAAGCGAUAUGGCCGCUUACCAUGGAAAUCACUGUUUGAGCCAACCAUCAAGCUCCUUUCAGAGCCACUUAUCAUUUCCCCAGUUAUGGACAAAAUUAUCAGUCACUCAAGCUUCUCCAGACUAGGACGAAGCCUCUGCCCAUUGAUAUGUGAAGGUCAAAGGUUUUUGAAGCGUGGAGAGACCUUCAGAUGGCCAGCACUGCAGCAGACACUGAGAGCUGUGGCAGAAAAGGGAGCGUCGGCAUUUUAUGAGGGGCUGAUAGGAAAGGCCCUGGUGGAGGACAUGAGGAAGGCUGGGUCCAGUAUCUCACUGGAGGACCUUAAGGCAUAUAAAGCAGAGGUGUCCUCAGCUCUGAACAUUACCCUGAACAAUUACACCACAGUGUUUUCUCCUGGACCGCCCAUGGGAGGAGUUGUGCUCCUGUUCAUCCUCAAGAUACUUGAAGAGUAUAAGUUCCGUGAAGAGUCACUGGCGACACCUGAGGAGAAGGUGGAGAACUACCAUCUUAUUGCAGAGGCCCUGAAGUUUGGCAAUAUGCAAAGGCCUCAUAUGAGUGACCCCGCAUUCUCUGAUGCCCAGGUGACUGUUGGGACCCUGCUAUCUGACAAGAUUGCUAAGCUUGUCAGAAGCCGAAUAGAUGACCACGGUGACCAUCCACUCAACCAUUACCACUUGUUGGAGUCCACCUCUGGCCACAGAUACAAAAGUAAGGGCACCACCCACAUUUCUGUGCUCGCUGCGGAUGGCAGUGCCGUGUCCGCCACCAGCACCAUCAACUAUCCGUUCGGCUCCUUUGUGUAUUCUAACCAAACUGGGAUCAUUUUAAAUAAUGAACUUGCUGAUUUCUGCAUAGCAAACAGAAGUAUUAAGCCAGGAGAGAAGCCUCCCUCAGCCAUGGUGCCUUCCAUUCUUGUCUCCAAGAUGGGAGACAUGCUGGUGAUCGGAGGAGCCGGUGGAGACUGGAUUAUCAGUGCUACUGCUAUGGCUAUUAUAAACAAGCUGUGGCUUGGCUAUGACCUGGAACAUGCCAUUGCAGCUCCCAUCAUGCAUACUAAAGAUGACAAAAUCCUGUUUGAGGCAAGCUUCAGUGAGGAGGUUAAGAGUGGCCUGCUGAGAAGAGGACAUAAAGAAGGGAAAUUUAUGUUUGCAAUGAAUGUUGUGCAGGGGAUUUCCAAGGAAGGAAAAUGCAUCUCUGCUUACUCUGAUAUAAGGAAGCUGGGGAAAUCAGCUGGAUAUUAGCAUCAUAUACCAUCACAACUCCUUUAUUCUAGGCAAAAACCACAGGAGGUAACUAAAUUCAGAACAUGCUUUGGCUUGGGCAUGCCAACUUCAUCUGUUCCUAUCAGGAUGCCUCCCAGAAUAUGGGCAAAACUGUUGAUUACACCUAACUCCAAUAGACUGCAAGUACCCCCAGGCAAUACAAGGACAGGUCAGCCUGCCUUGAUUAGAGCUACAUCUGUCUUCCAUUACGUAGUCA